UUGGUUCAUCUCGCGGUGUCAUCGCUUUGUGUCUGGUGAUUCAAAAACACAAUACUAAAUCGUAUUGCUAGAGCUUUGUGGUGUAGUUUUGAGUUUAUUUUAACGUGAAUUUCCUAGUGAAAAGAAAAGAAUUUAAAUAAAAACAAAAAGAGUUAUAAUGUUCGUCUCGAAAAUAACGAUUUCGGUCGUCUUUUUGGCGAUAUUUUGUAUGGUAUUUGGUACAGACAUCGAAGUAACAAAUAUCACAAAUGUUGAAUGUGAACCAACUUCAAAUGAUGCAUUAUGUUACGUUGCUGAACCGAUUGUGGUGAUGCCAAAUCAGAGUAUAUCGUUUGCUCUAAGCGCAUCUCAGGCAAAUAAUAUUUUGGAAUUUUCCGUUUCGUAUAACGCAAAAAUGCAAAUCAUACCGCGUGGCAUUUUCGAAACGUUUCAUUAUUUAGAGCAAUUGAAACUGCAAGGUGUGCAUUUGAAAACAUUACAUCACAGUGACUUUGAGAAUGCAUGGAAUUUACAUAAUUUAACAUUGAGCGACAAUAAAUUGGAGCGCAUUCCGAGUUCGAUUUUUUCACGAGCCGUUAAUUUAAUGGAAUUAUAUCUGGAUGGAAAUGAAAUAUUGCAUUUGGAAAAUGACGCUUUCAAUGGUCUACAUCAACUUUAUUUUCUUUCGCUCAACCGAAACCGUUUGAUUACACUAAAAUCAUUUUCAUUUAGUGGUGCCACUCAUUUAACCGACCUGCGAUUGGAAUACAAUGAAAUUGAUGUGUUGGAGCCGGGCGUUUUCGAUUUACCCGAUUUGAUGUUUUUAUAUUUGGGACAUAAUCAAUUGAAAGCAAUACCAGAUGAUUGCUUCAAAAAUAUGCAAUUGAUUGGAUUAGACUUACAAUCAAACCCAAUAACUCAUGUAGGUAAUUCCAUUUAUGAACUCAAAAGUCUUCGUACAUUGAUUCUUUCGAACACUGACCAAAUCACUGAUUUCAGCAUCACACGAAUGUACGAAGUGAAUCCUUUAGUUAAUGUACAAAAAAAAUCAUAAAUCAAUAAAUAAACACGAUUGAAAUAAAGUUUUAUUUGUAAAAUAUCCCA
Molecule: messenger RNA, 1083 nt
Organism: Contarinia nasturtii (swede midge)
Lineage: Eukaryota; Metazoa; Arthropoda; Insecta; Diptera; Cecidomyiidae
Product: leucine-rich repeat-containing G-protein coupled receptor 4-like
Exons: 2
Coding region: 158-1033 (291 amino acids)
Cellular component (GO): extracellular matrix
Molecular function (GO): protein binding
Source: RefSeq, a predicted model, not a curated record